Messenger RNA from Amborella trichopoda, 1208 nucleotides. It is a transcript of the gene HCF164, whose product is annotated as Thioredoxin superfamily protein. Gene Ontology annotation, molecular function: oxidoreductase activity, acting on a sulfur group of donors, disulfide as acceptor. The record is from RefSeq and is a predicted model, not a curated record. Gene Ontology annotation, biological process: cytochrome b6f complex assembly. NCBI's taxonomy places the organism in Eukaryota, Viridiplantae, Streptophyta, Magnoliopsida, Amborellales, Amborellaceae. Gene Ontology annotation, cellular component: chloroplast thylakoid membrane.
AGUCUGAAGCUGGACAGGAAUAAAAAGAAUGUGUCCCCAAUUCCCAUUUCUUUUCCAUUGCAAAGUAACAAAAUUUAGAGAGAGAAGCCAUGGCGCUGAACUGCAAAUGGGGGCCUCUUAUUAGUUUCCCUCCACGCAGUUCAAAUUCUCUCUCUCUUCCAUUUUUGGGUGCCCCUCUCCAAUUUCAAACCAGAGGAUUGGGUCUUCGAAGGAUUUGUUGCCAGACUAAUCCUAAUCCUAAUCCUAAUCCUGAACCACUCAUAGCUGAAGGAGUUAAUGAUGAGGCUGGUUCAGGUAAAGAAAACAAAAGUGAGCCUGCCAAAACUACUCAAAAUGCUGGAAACGAUGGUGUUCCGAACAAACAGAUCAAUAAGGGGAUAGCAUUGGCUUCCACUAUUGCAGCCGUUGGGCUCUUCUUAACAACAAGAAUAGAAGUUGGGGUUUCUCUAAAAGAUCUCUCUGCUGCUGCUGUGCCAUAUGAAGUGGCUCUUUCAAAUGGGAUGCCAACAGUUGUAGAAUUCUAUGCAGAUUGGUGUGAAGUUUGCCGGGAAUUAGCUCCAGAUGUAUAUAAAGUUGAGCAGAAGUACAAGGACCGGGUGAAUUUUGUAAUGUUGAAUGUUGAUAACACAAAGUGGGAACAAGAACUUGAUGAAUUUGGGGUUGAGGGGAUCCCCCACUUCUCAUUCUUGGACAAAGAUGGAAAUGAGGAAGGCAAUGUUGUUGGUCGACUUCCUAAGCAAUAUCUACUCGAGAAUGUUGCCGCCCUUGAAAGAGGUGAUCCUUCAAUACCUCAUGCCAAGGUGAUCGGCCAAUACACCAGUGCGGAAUCCAGAAAGGUGCACCAAGUGGUUGAUCCAAGAAGCCAUGGGUAGACACAUGACCGUUAGAUUCAUGCUAUAUCAGCAGAUCUACAUCUGAAGAAUGAAGAAGGAGAAGAUGGAUGUGUUCAUUUUCUUGCCCAGCUUUUUCAUCAGGUCAGAUUUAUUUGUGCCCCAUUUUAGUCAUAUGAUCCAAAUUCUUAUUCUUAUUCUUAUGGGUCAGCUGGGUUUAGGGCCCCCACAAUUGUAUUAUUUAAAGAAAGAAAAAGAUAAAAGAAUGGAAUCAAGUAUACAUGUUACAAUGCAGAGUUAACUUCUUAAUCAAUAUGUAGAUAUUUCACUUUUUUUUUAUCAUAUUUUCUUAUAAAAUACAAACUGCGCUUGUGUUUC